Messenger RNA from Populus nigra (black poplar), 460 nucleotides. RefSeq lists its product as uncharacterized. The annotation marks the transcript as partial. Lineage: Eukaryota; Viridiplantae; Streptophyta; Magnoliopsida; Malpighiales; Salicaceae. The transcript is spliced from 3 exons. The record is from RefSeq and is a predicted model, not a curated record.
UUAUGGCAUCUUGACAGGGUCAGUGAUGUGAAAAAACUAAAGAUGGAAGCAGAGAGAAAACAAGAUGUUGUUUGCGUGUCUGCUAUGAAUGGCGAUGGGUUACAAGAAUUAUGCAAUUCAGUUCGGGAAAAACUGAAGGAUUCUAUGGUAUGGGUAGAAGCUUUGGUUCCAUUUGACAAAGGGAAGCCUCUCAAGAUCAUACAUCAGGUUCGAAUGGUAGAGAGAACUGAAAGUGGGACAUUGAUCAAGGCUCCCGUCCCCCUUCGUUUUGCAAGGUUGCUAACUCCUAUGAGAUAGUUGUGUAAAUCAUAACUCUUUAGCGUAUUUGAUGCUCUUGUAGAACUCCAAGUACUAUCCAUGCCAUUCAUUGUCAUGUACAUAUGAAUCAUCUGACAGUCAUUUCUUUCCUGUUUCUAUGGGGGAGAGACCACCAAUUUUUUUAAAUAUCCUUUCUUUUACA